Messenger RNA from Oncorhynchus mykiss (rainbow trout), 270 nucleotides. NCBI's taxonomy places the organism in Eukaryota, Metazoa, Chordata, Actinopteri, Salmoniformes, Salmonidae. The record is from RefSeq and is a predicted model, not a curated record.
AUGGUCAACCAGGUGUCAGAGUACCCUGCUGAGCAAACGUUCCAGUACCAGCAUAGCCUGCCUCCUCUCCCUGUACCGUCUCUAGAGGGGAGCGUCGCCAAGUACCUGGAUGCAGUGCGGCCGUUUGUUACAGAGGAGGAGUACCAGGUGACUGCAGCCGUAGUGAAGAGGUUUGGAGAGGGCAUCGACAAAGACCUGCACCAAAAACUACUGCAGAGAGCCAGGACACACAGGAACUGGGUACACACACUCAACACACUGCACAGCUAG